AUGAGUUCUAGAGCAUUGAGAAGACUUGAAAGACAGAAAUUUGGAGAAUUGGGUGGAAAUACUGAAACCCCUCUGGAUAAUGAAGUUGAAUCUGAUUAUGAACCACCACAAAAGUCUUUCAAUGCGUUUGCAUUUUUGAAUGGUGAAGAAGAAAGUAACGAUGAAGAGGAUUCUGUAAGUGAUGCUGAAUCAUCGAAAGCACAGGAACCUAAGAAAGAACAAGAAGUGAAGAAGAAUAAAAAAUCAAAGAAACUGAAGAAAUCGAAAUCUAAAGAAACAGUGGAUAGUGAUGAAGAGUUGGAUAAGUUUCUUGCAGAAGUGAAAAGAAAAGAUCAAGAGAAAUACUCCGCCUCAAACGGCAAUACACCUGAGAUUGAACUGGAAGAUGAAGAUGAAUAUGAAUGGGAAUACAAUGAAGAAGAGGAUGUUAAGGAGUAUGACUCAAACUAUAAAUUCUUCACUAGUGCCAGAUUAGAAAAAUCACUUUCUGUAUUAUCCAUCAAGUCAGUGAAGAACUUAGAUGCCGAUCAAGAAUUCCGUAAUUUGUUUGGGAAGUUAUCAGUUGAUACGAUCGAGGAUGCCAAUACAACCACAUCAUUGGCCAUUUCACCAGAGGUUUUACAACAAUUCAAGAGAUUAGCAAGACUUACUAGAGGUUGGGGUGGUAAAGAUCGUAGAAAUGUUCCUGGUACUACCAGAAAACUUCUACUCUCCAGAAUUCGUGAUGAUUGGUUGCCUACUGCUCAGAAGCCUUUAGGUAUGGAAGAAAUUAAGCCAAAAGAUAUGUUAGAAUAUAUGUCUUAUAAGGAGGACACUGCUGAUAGUGCCGAACUCUCAGCGAAAAUAAACAGAGAGGCAAAAUUGGGAGUUAAAUAUUAUCAUUUCACCAAACUUAAUAAUUCUGUUCAGGAUAGAGUUGCUAAUUCUCGAUUUUAUGCGGCUGUGGUGAUGACUCCUGAUCCAGAAUCCCUUAUGCAAUUAUUACAACAAUUCCCAUAUCAUGCUGAAACUUUACUUCAAGUGGCAAUGGUACUUCUUAGACAAGGAAGUGACAAAUCCACCAGUAAUGCCUUGAUUGAAAAGGCACUCUUUGUGUUUGACAGGUGCUUUCACAAAUCAUUCCAUGAAUCUCUUUCAGAAGGUCAAAAUGGACUUGUUCGCUUACCAUAUGAAGGAUUCAUGAAUAGACAAUUCCAUUUAUGUCUUUUCCGUUAUAUUAUUAAUCUUGGAGAAAGAUCAACAUUCUUCACUGCAUUGAAUUAUUGUAAAUUCUUAUUAUCAUUAUGUCCAGCAGAAGAUCCAAUUGGUGUUAGAUAUUUUGUUGAUUUCUAUGCUAUUAUGAGUGAAGAAUAUUCGUGGCUUUUACAAUUAGUUCAAUCGCCACUAGUAACCACUUAUUCCAAAUGGUUGACUCCAGGGUUGGCGUUUUCUGCAGUUUUAGCUCAUCUCCGUAGAAAUGAUCAAGAGAAUGCAAAGAAACAAUUGAAAUUAGCUUUCACUAAACAUAGAUAUGUUGCAUUCAAACUUUUAGAAGUUAUUGGACUUCCAUAUAAACUUCCAAGUAAUGAAAACUUCACCCCAAGCGAAGAAACUUUACUUGCUGCUGAAACAUACCUUGUACGUGCGGCAAUUUUGUGGAAAGAACAGGGUGAACGUGAAUUCUUACAUGAUGAAUUAUUGAAGUUAUUUUCUGAAGUACCAAAUAAGGAAAGUACUUCAUUUUUAUCUUCAAUUUGGGGAUCUUCUAAAUCAGACGAAAAUAAAUCUAUCCCAUUUAAUCUUGUUAGAUUUGCAAUUUUAUCUGGUGAGAAUAAAAUUAUGGCCAAGGUUCCUGAAUCAGUUUGGGCUCGCGAUGAUGUAUUUGAAUAUGAUAUUCUCCCCCCACACGAUAACUCUUCCGCUUAUAACGAAUUUACUGGCGUAAGUGGUGGACAUGUGGUAGACUCAUUAUUUGACUAUGUGGAUCAAAAUGUACUUGGUGCAAUUGUACAAAAUCAAACAGCUGGCGAAAAUGAUUUGGCCGAUAUUAUAGAUCAAUUGGAGUUAGGCGAUGAGGCUGAAGCUGAGAAUUAA
[Candida] anglica is the source of this 2073-nucleotide messenger RNA. The record is from the annotation of a GenBank genome assembly. NCBI's taxonomy places the organism in Eukaryota, Fungi, Ascomycota, Pichiomycetes, Serinales, Debaryomycetaceae.